AGAGGUGUGUAAUGAAAAACUUUCUUUUACUUGUUGCUUUAAUUUUUUCUUUUGCAUUCGAGGCUACUGCUGCUCUUGAUGAAACAUCAACGGUAAUAUGUGCAAUAGUAACCUAUUCACAUAGUAUAGGUGGACCGAUUAUGACGGUAGUGAUUAUCGGCGCAGCACUGCUUGCAGUAUUUGGCAGAAUGCCGUGGCCGGCACUUGUUGCAUUGGGUAUAUUCACUGGUGCGUUUUUUGGUGCACCUGCAAUUGUAAAGGCUAUUGCACCAGGUGCUGCACAGUGUCCCGAAAAAGCAGACACAACAAAGACGUGUCCUGAAAAUCAACAUUGGGAUAAUACAACGAGAGCAUGUAAAGCUAAUGCUUAACCAAAUCUAAAAGCUCAGGCACUUCUAUUUAGAAGUGCC
Messenger RNA from Cinara cedri, 410 nucleotides. The record is from the annotation of a GenBank genome assembly. Lineage: Eukaryota; Metazoa; Arthropoda; Insecta; Hemiptera; Aphididae.